AUGGGGCUAGUCUCUUUGGUACCCCAAUACUAUCUUGUUAUUGAGCACACAUCCGUUGGUCUCCUGUUCUUUGCAAUGGGCGUCUGGCACACCCUCAACUGCCUCGCCGCAUUCGCACGGACCAAAUCCGCGGGGACCGUCUACGUCGCGCGCGUGUAUCACCGGGCCGGCAAAGGCUGGCUCAAACACAUAGAGCUGUACGCGCUUAUGGGCAUAGCUGGAGUGCCGAUCAUCGUAGCCUGGACCUUUGUCGAGCUAAUCUCACCGGACGGCCGUGCGACUGGCGAACCCAGCAUAACGGGCCUCCAGAACUACCAACAUUUCGUCAUCUACGCAGGGUUCGUCCUGUGCGCGGCGCUCGCGCGAGCGGCCGAGGCGCGCUCAGCGUGGCUGGACCUCCCGGCGGGCGCGCUGCACGGCGCGUGGGGCGUGCAAUGGAUGAUCAUUUUUGUGUUGAUUCGGUCCCACAUGUUCGAAGGGGUGGAAUGGUUGCAAAUGACGGUGCACAAUAUGUACAGUCUGCCGGUGGGCGCGUGUAUGGCGCUCGCGUUGUUACAGGCGGCGGGGCAUUGGCACAAUGUGAUGGUGGACUUGGGAGCCGCGGCGGCGCUCACGCUGCAGGGGACCUGGCUCGUGCAGGCGGCGUUCCUUUUAUUCAUCCCAGGAACCAUGCCCACCGGAUGCAAGCCAACGCUUAUGGACCCCGAAAACGACCCCAACUUCAGGCCAGUUGUCUGUGCUUCCGGUUACGCAACCGACCGGGCAGCGGGCCUAGUCACCUGGCUGUUUGCGAGCCACCUGGCAGCGGUUGCGAUUCUCACCGUCCUCCUCCACGUCCUGGUGACACGUGUCAACGCUCGGAGGUCGAAAGGGCCCUACGUGGCAAUUGACUGCGAAGUAGGCAAACCGAUUUGA
Molecule: messenger RNA, 915 nt
Organism: Klebsormidium nitens
Lineage: Eukaryota; Viridiplantae; Streptophyta; Klebsormidiophyceae; Klebsormidiales; Klebsormidiaceae
Source: the annotation of a GenBank genome assembly